Molecule: messenger RNA, 555 nt
Organism: Lactuca saligna
Lineage: Eukaryota; Viridiplantae; Streptophyta; Magnoliopsida; Asterales; Asteraceae
Source: the annotation of a GenBank genome assembly
AUGGAUGCAAAUGUCACAUUGGGUGAGGAUGCUUCACAUAUAGGAGACAAAGGUAAACCUUCGGAUGUUACCCCAUAUAUUAUUGUUUCUUUACCUCCACAACUUACACAUGUCAUUCCUACUACAUCUACAAUUGAUUCUCCUACCUUUGAAAACAUCAUCAAACAACCAAUAACAUCUCUUUUUUCUUCACAAUCCACUGAUCCACCUACCACCACUUCACUAAUUCAAGAUUCUUCUUUCAUUGAAACUGAACAUGAGUUCGAAGGUUUUGGAGGGACAUUUGAAAAUCUAGAGUUUGAUGAAGAAGAGACUGACUUCCCAGAUCACAUGCUCAUGACAAUGAAACAGUUCAAGAUAUUGAAUACAAAACUUAAUUCAAUUCUUCAAUCUCAAGCUGAUCUUGGGGGAGGAAAUUCAGUGACCAAUCUUGAAGUGGAUGGUUUGUUAAUGAUGGUUGAAGGGAGGAUUUCUUUGAAAGAUUUAGGAAUAAUAAAGAUUCUGAGUCUCGUCUCCUGGAGAAAAUUGAUCUUUGUGAUCAUAGUAAUGAGAUGA